Colletotrichum higginsianum IMI 349063 is the source of this 999-nucleotide messenger RNA. RefSeq names its product Methyltransferase. Gene Ontology annotation, molecular function: oxidoreductase activity. Bases 1 to 999 code for a protein of 332 amino acids. The record is from RefSeq and is a predicted model, not a curated record. NCBI's taxonomy places the organism in Eukaryota, Fungi, Ascomycota, Sordariomycetes, Glomerellales, Glomerellaceae. The transcript is spliced from 2 exons.
AUGAGAACGAUCCUACGCCGAACCCCAAUCCUCACAUCAACUCUCAAAACCGGCAUCGGAAACAACCGCGUUCCCCGCAUCACCAGCAACAGAUCCCUCGCCACAAUGACGACCGGCAACUUCCGCUACCUCGACCCGGCGACCCUCGGCGCCGCCGGCAGCAAACCGUGGGCCAAGGUCGACACGGACGUCACCUCCUUCAGCCGCACCGACCGCCGCCGCUCCGUCGCCAACAUUCGCGACGCCGGCGAGGCCUUUGGCACCGACGUCUCUGGCUUCGCCGUGUACAACUCCCCCGCCAAGGAGAAGGACUUCACUGACGACGCGGCCGUGCGGGGCGGCUACUACGCCGAGGUCGAGGCCCUGCUGCGCGAGAAGCUGCCCGGCGUGAAGAAGGUCGUCAUCUUCGACCACACGAUCCGGCGGCGGGAGAAGAACAGCCCCAGGCAGCCGGUGCAGCAGGUGCACGUCGACCAGACGCCCGGCGCCGCGGCUGUGCGCGUGCGGAGGCACGUCUCUGGGGACGAGGCCGAGGAGCUGCUCAAGGGGCGGUAUCAGAUUAUCAACGUGUGGAGGCCGAUCGGGCACCCGGCGAGCGAUUUCCCCUUGGCCGUGAUCGACUGGCGGACGACGGAGCCGAAGGACCUCAUCGCCGUCGAUCUGCUGUACCCCCAGAGGAAGGAUGCGGACGAUGAUGACAGGGGCAAGGAGGUGCUUCCGGACCCGACCCUGGCGCAGUCGACGGAGGGAUAUGAAGUGAAGGGAGAGACAUACUCUGUCGCGCCGAGCGACAAGCACAAGCUCUACUACGCCAAGGAUAUGACGCCCGACGAGGCCAUGUUCAUCAAGUGCUUCGACUCGCGGAGCCAGGGACAGCCCGGCGGGAAGCCGGGUCUUGCGGACUACACGCCUCACACCGCGUUCAUCGACCCCAACACUCCCGCAGAUGCGAAGGGGCGGCAGAGCAUCGAGGUCCGCUGCUUGGUUUUCUACGACUAG